This is a messenger RNA of Mytilus californianus (California mussel), 3011 nucleotides long. RefSeq names its product inactive ubiquitin carboxyl-terminal hydrolase MINDY-4B-like. The transcript is spliced from 14 exons. The coding region runs from base 217 to 1611 and encodes 464 amino acids. NCBI's taxonomy places the organism in Eukaryota, Metazoa, Mollusca, Bivalvia, Mytilida, Mytilidae. Gene Ontology annotation, biological process: protein K48-linked deubiquitination. Gene Ontology annotation, molecular function: K48-linked deubiquitinase activity; cysteine-type deubiquitinase activity. The record is from RefSeq and is a predicted model, not a curated record.
GUUCCGAAAGGAAAAGCGUCUUUGGCAACAUGAUCAGGAUGAAAGUCAUAAAUGUUUCAGGGACAUAAAAACAACACUUAACUUUAAAUUAGUCGACCAAGAUUAAUUGUAAACAUCCUGUAGCUGUAAAUCACCAAUAUUUAUACAGUUGCACGCAACUAUGGAAUAAUCACGCAAACUCAUUUUAAUAAAAACAGAAGACUAUGAAUUGUUGCAAUGGCAACAACAAAAACAACAAAUUUGGGGUUGUCAUCCCCUGGUGAAGAGAGAGAGCGACUUGAUAGGCUUUUGAAACUUUUUGAUAACAGUAUUGCAUUUGGCCUGAAAGAUAAUAAAAGAAAAAGAGUUGGAUUUAGAGAUGUUGGAGAUGAAGAGGAAGAUGAUCGACCAAAACUAACUCAAAGAGUGAAGACAUUUUAUGUGGAUUCAUGGCCAGAGGUCAAGUUCAAUGCAGACAACACACUACGACCCCGUUCCAGUAGAUUAAUUGGUGGUACACCUAUUACAAUAGAUACUGCAGUAGCUUUACGACAUAUAGUUUAUGGAUCACCAUAUCACUCCUUUAGUCGUGAGUGGAAGAAGUCUACGUUACAGUUUCAAGAUAUUUCUAGUCCAUUUCCAUGGGGACUUCAGACUCACAGGUGUGGAUCUCGUGGUUUGGUGCUUUGUGUGCAAGCAUUUUUAUUGAAGCAUUUAAUUUUUGAAAGAGAAUACUUUUCUGUGGAACUUGCAAGAAGUGCCUUAAAACCAAAUGAAUUUGAGAGAAAACGUGCAUUAAUUGGUGCUAUAUGUGAGAUGUUAUGGGCAGCAGGUGAAAAGAAACGGUGCUGUAUAUGUCUCUUACAAGAGGAUAGGUGUUAUGAUAAAGAUUAUCGUGUUAGAGAUGAUGGGAUUACUGAGAAGUUGUUUUUAUAUGAGUUCAAGAAAUUCCAGGAUCUUCAACUGUUUGUGAAAAGGAACAUCGAAUUUUUCCAAUCAGAUGGGAGUAAUGGAUGUAUAUGUUUUCUUUAUAGUUUAGCUCUGUCUAGAACUAUCUUUAAAAUAAAAGAAGAUAUACAGUUUACAGAAGACAGUAAAGACAAACUGUUGACAGACAAUGAGGAGUGUUCACAAGCUCUUAUUAAUUUGUUACUGACGGGACAGGCAGUCAAACAUCUACACAAUGGAAAUAUGGUGUAUAAUCAGUUUGGUAAAAUGCUGAUGAAACCUUUGAAAGGUAUUAAACAAAGAAGUCAUGUAGGAUUUUUAUUCUGGGACAAAACUGAAGAUUCUGAUGCAAAAACUGAGGUUGGUAGCAUGUUAAAGACUCCAAAGUAUCCUAUGUGGAUAACAAACAUCAAUGGACAGAUUGGCCUUUUGUUCAGUAUUAACCUAGAUCUAGUCAGUGAUUGGAGGAUAGAAAAUAGAUUUGUUUUAUAUUACUAUACUGGCUUGCCAAACCAUCCAAAAUGUUUUCUAAAUAUUGAAACUCGACAUGGACGUAGAAUACUUGGUAGGACAAACUUAGUAAGACAGAACGAAGAAGGAAAAAUUCCUCAGCUAGAUCAGUGUAUUAUGACAAAAUGGUUUGGUGCUGCUGUUAACUGGAAUGGUACACCAUACUUCUAUUGAACUGGAAUGAAACACCAUUCUUCUGUGGAAAAAAAGGCAGUCAAUAAUAAGUGUCUUAUAAUAAACUCUUCUUGUUACUUCAUGACUUUCAAAUUGAUCGUGUUGAAUUUUACAUAGGCCUCAUGUUGUCAAACAGAAAACAUUCUUUUUGCAGUUCUAUUUUUAUUUGUCUUGUCUUGAUAAAUGCAUGUGUCUAUAACUUAGCUAUGAGAAUUACUUUUCUGACAAGGGAUGGAUUGAUGCAACACCUAAUGUAGUUUCCUGAUAACGUUCAUUUCAGAAUCAGUACAGAACUGAUGAUAAAAGAAGAGUGUAAACAAAUGUACUUUAACUUAACAUAUAUUAAAAAAAAUCAAUGCCCAUACAUGCUGGACGAUUUCUUAAUAAAAAAAAAUAACAUUUAGAAGAAAUGUUGAUUUCCUGAUCACUUCUGACUUGGUAUUUGUGUUUUGCAAAUGACAGCUUUUGGUUGACAAGUUUUUACUCUUGUUAAACAUCUGAAUUUUUAAACAGUUAUUUUAGUUAAAUGAUACCCUCUCAUUAAAAGCUAAGGUAAGGGCUAUUUAACAUACAGAGAACCUAACAUAUUGCAAGUGAAUUUGAAGUAAUUUAAUUUUUCAGUUUUUGAUAAAAUGUUGUUUAUACAGUCAGAUGACAGGCCAUUUGAUUGCUGUUUUUAAUUUUGGUAGGGCAACCAAGACAUCUGUGUAAACUGUGUUUAUUUGCACUGGUAAAAUUUAGAAAACUAAUUCAGAUUGAUCAAUGCCCUGUUUCUAAUUUCUGUUCUACUUUUCAAAAUAAAAUGCAGUGGAGGACAAGGGGGGAAUCUUUAAUCAUAUCCAUGUCCCAUGCAAAGUGUUUUGGAAGUUCCUGAUUUAUAUUUGAUGAUCAUGCAUGAAUUACUUCAAAUGAAGGGUUUACAAAAUGUUAUUCAUGUCUGAAAAGAGGGGGAAAUAUGUUAACAUGGCGCAAAUAUUUUGAAAACUGAUGCUGGCGAUUUUUCUGGUGACAACUUUUCAGAGGCUAGCACAGUCCCUGGGAACAGUUUUUAUCAUAAAAAUAAAGAAUUUUACUUAAAGUUAUAUUGAUGAUUUUAAGUGCCUUCCGACUAAAUCUCACCUAUUUCUUUCUGUCCGAUUUUAUGUUUUUCAUUUAAGUAGUUUCAGAUUGUUGACUUGAUACUGUGAAUGAGUACCAUUUUUUCCAAUUCACUUAAUAAGUUGUCUCUGUAUUAAUCUAUCAACAUGAAAUGUUUACAAAAUAUUAAAAUAGAAAAUUCAUUUAGAGUUUUACAGUUUUAAGCUAUUUUUGUUCUAAAACUUACAGGACUUUAUACAUGGAUGGAAAAAAAACUCAUUUCCUCCAAAUUUCAUGAAACAAUAAAUAUUAUUGUAAACUGA